GCACGAGAUUUUUUUGUGUGCUGAGCAACAACCAGCAGCGGAAGGAAUUGUUAUCGCGCAUGCCAUUGCAAACCGCAAGAUGAUACGCGCAGCCGCGAAGAUGUGGUCUGGCGUCCAGGAUAGCGAACCGCCGCAACCGCGCCGCUCGUCUAUCAAUUUAAAACCCUGGUGGUCACAAGGUGCAGCCGAAACGCACGCGGCGACGCGCAGCGGCAUCCGCGCGCGCGACAGCCGGCUGGUCGACAACCGCUGGGUGUUAGAGGGGCCGGCUCCGGCCUGGUUCCGCGGGGCCGAACAUCUCCGAGAAGGUACGCCCCUUGCGCUGUCGGACGCUUUCCGCGUCACCCAGAUGCUCUCGGCCGGCGACGCGGACGACCUAGAGGCGCUGUUGCGUGUCCAGGUCCACCGGGACCCCGCGGCGCGGUCUGCGCCGGCGUUCGCGGUUGAGUCGGACCCGGCCGCCUUCCGGCAGGAGGUUUCCGACGACGCGGACGUCUACUGGGGCCCCGACGGCCUCCUCGGCGUCGCCGGGCGUGAUGUGGGGAGAAACCGCCAUUACCAGCUCGUGGAGCGGCCGAGCCCCGCGCACGGCCCGCGGUUCGUCGCGAACGCGCUCUCGCUCUGCCAGCGCCAGGCGUCGCGCCCGAAGCGCGCGCGGCCGGCGCCGCUGCUCCCGCUCUCGCCGCAGCUGAAGCGCGCGCGGUCCCUGGCGUCGGUGGACAACUUCCACGACAUCGACGCCGCGCACGCGCUCGCGGAGCUCGUGAGCGCGUAGACCGGGCGGACCCUGUGUCGUGUGCCUAAGAUAUGUUCAAGUCA
This is a messenger RNA of Pelagomonas calceolata, 819 nucleotides long. NCBI's taxonomy places the organism in Eukaryota, Pelagophyceae, Pelagomonadales, Pelagomonadaceae. The record is from the annotation of a GenBank genome assembly.